AAGAGCUUCAGUCGUAUUAGAACACUUACUACACAUAAUAGAAUUCACACAGGUGAGAAGCUGUAUGAAUGCAUGGAGUGUGGAAAGGGCUUCACAAAUAGUGGAGCACUUACUACACAUCAAAGAACUCACUCAGGGGAAAAACCGUAUAAAUGCAUGGAGUGCGGAAAGAGCUUCAGAUGCAAAUCACACCUCAUUAUUCAUAAUAGAGUUCACACAGGUGAGAAGCCGUAUGAAUGCAUGGAGUGUGGAAAGAGCUUCAGUCAGAGUGGAGCGUUUGAAGAACAUAAAAAAAUACACACAGGCGAGAAACCGUAUAAAUGCAUGGAGUGUGGAAAGAGCUUCAGAUGCAAAUCACACCUUAUUAUUCAUAAUAGAAUUCACACAGGGGAAAAACCAUAUAAAUGCAUGGAGUGUGGAAAGGGCUUCAGUGAAAGUGGACCCCUUCGUGUACAUCAACGAACACACACAGGCAUGAAACCAUAUAAAUGCAUGGAGUGUGGAAAAAAGUUCACUCAGAGGUCACACCUUGCUUAUCAUCAAAGAACUCACACAGGAGAGAAACCAUAUAAAUGCAUGGACUGUGGAAAAAGCUUCAAAGAUAGUAGCAUACUUACUGCACAUCAACGAACGCACACAGGCAAGAAACCAUAUAAUUGCCUGGAGUGUGGAAAGAGCUUCAGUCAGGGUGGAGCACUUAUUCUUCAUCAACGAACGCACACAGGCGAGAAGCCAUAUAAGUGCAUGGAGUGUGGGAAGAACUUCUGUGAUAGUGGAAAACUUACUGUACAUAAUAGAAUUCACACCGGGGAAAAACCAUAUAAAUGCAUGGAGUGUGGAAUGAGCUUCAUCCAGAGCUCAAACCUUCGUUCCCAUCAACGAACUCACACAGGGGAGAAACCAUAUAAAUGCAUGGAGUGUGGAAAGAGCUUCACUCAGAGAUCAAGCCUUAGUUCCCAUCAAAUAACUCACACAGGGGAGAAACCAUAUAAAUGCAUGGAGUGUGGAAAGAGCUUCAGUCAGAGCAGAGGUCUUACUGUUCAUCACAGAAGUCAUACAGGAGAGAAACCUUAUAAAUGCAUGGUGUGUGGAAAGUGCUUCAGUGAUAGUAGGACACUUACUGUCCAUCGAAGAACUCAUACAGGGGAGAAACUGUAUAAAUGCAUGACAUGUGGAAAAAGCUUCAGUCGGAGCUCAAAUCUUCGCCUUAAUAGACAUCUAAAAACUCACACAGGAGAGAAACCAUAUCAAUGCAUGGAGUGUGGAAAGAGCUUCAUUUUGAGCUCACAACUUACUAGACAUCAACAAAUACAUACAGGGGUGAAACCAUAUAAAUGCAUGGAGUGUGGAAAGAGGUUCAGUGAUAGUAGAUCACUUGCUAAACAUCAAAGAACUCACACGGGAGAAACCAUAUGAAUGCAUGGAGUGUGGCAAGAGGUU
This is a messenger RNA of Elgaria multicarinata webbii, 1440 nucleotides long. Its product is annotated as zinc finger protein 420-like. Gene Ontology annotation, molecular function: RNA polymerase II cis-regulatory region sequence-specific DNA binding; DNA-binding transcription repressor activity, RNA polymerase II-specific. The transcript is spliced from 2 exons. Lineage: Eukaryota; Metazoa; Chordata; Lepidosauria; Squamata; Anguidae. Gene Ontology annotation, cellular component: nucleoplasm. The annotation marks the transcript as partial. The record is from RefSeq and is a predicted model, not a curated record. Gene Ontology annotation, biological process: regulation of transcription by RNA polymerase II.